This is a messenger RNA of Opisthorchis viverrini, 2812 nucleotides long. RefSeq lists its product as hypothetical. Gene Ontology annotation, cellular component: cytoplasm; nucleus. Bases 1 to 2694 code for a protein of 897 amino acids. The transcript has 9 exons. Lineage: Eukaryota; Metazoa; Platyhelminthes; Trematoda; Opisthorchiida; Opisthorchiidae. The record is from RefSeq and is a predicted model, not a curated record.
AUGGCAGUUGAUACAGCAGUGCGCAUAGCGCCCUAUGAAUAUGUUCAUAUUCUGAAUCUGAACACGCAUGUAACCCGGCUUGUCCUCGGUCCCAAAACUUAUAACUGUCUUCAAGAUGAGAAGCUGGUAUUGGGUCCGGAGAAAAUGAUAUGCUUAACAAAGUCACAGUAUUGUGUUAUCAAGAAUCCAACAAUUCGGGACUCCAGAAAUCAGCCACUGCUCGAUGUAUGCGGUCAAGUAAAGAUUAAUCUCGGGGAUGAAGAUUAUCGUUUUCACCAAGACCCAUUCCCACUCUAUCCUGGAGAAAUACUUGCUAAAGGAGUACAGCCUCUCCCUAUAGUUCAACUGAACACUGCACUACGUCUUCAGGCGUUGGUUGACUUCACCGAACACGACGAGCUCAGGGUAGCUGGAGAGGAAUGGCAUUUCCACGGCCCAGCUACCUACUAUCCAAGAAAAGAAGUACAAAUUCUUGGCACGGAUGAAGCGAUCAAAAUCGAAGUGAACACAGCCCUAUGCUUACAGGCGCUAAAGGAUUGCAAGGAUCAGACGGGCACGCCGCGUACGUAUGGGCAACAAUGGCUAGUAAGCACCCCCAGAGUCUAUCUGCCUGGGCCAUAUGAAAAAGUGGUGGAAACACGCAAGGCCCACAUCCUUACGGAAACGUCACUCAGCUGUAGCACCCUUUCGGUGCCUAACUGCCAUGCCACCCAAAGGCUGCGCGAGGGCUGGGAUACUGCCAGCUUGCCCAAGCCUAGACAGAAGUCGAGAGGCAUAGGUCGGGUUCGAACCACGGACCUUCCGACUGCCUUGCAUGUGCGCGCCUUGGAGGCCCAUGUGGACGAAAUUGGCUGCAACAGACGUUACGGUGAGGAAUGGCUCAUUACUCGGACGCAAACGGCCAGCCAUAUUUGCAGCGUGCACGAAGAGGUUAUUUGCCAAGUAAAAGCAACCAUUCUCAAUGCGCAACAAUACUGUGUGAUUUUGAACCCCGUGGAUGACAAAGGUGUACCACAACUAGGGAGGCGGAAGGUUGUUCGAGGAGAGAAGACUUUCUUCCUUCAACCAGGCGAGACGUUAGAAUCCGGUGUGCGAAAUGCGCAUAUCUUACAAAGUAAUGACGGCAUGAUUUUGAGAGCAACGGAAGGGUUCUUUGACGAAACUGCUGCUUUGUCAGAAGGCAAACAUACAAAAGUGUAUCGACAGCCCGGUGUUCGAUGGCUUAUUCGUGGACCGAUGGAAUAUGUUCCACCCUUGGAGGUGACCGUUGUUGAGUUUCGCAGUGCCAUUGCACUGGACCAAAACGAAGGUGUCUACGUGCGCAACACAAGGACCGGUCAAAUUCGCGCCGUUAUCGGUGAAACAUACUUGUUGAAUGAGGAGGAAGAAUUGUGGGAGAAGAAAUUGCCGAAUGACGUUGUCCGACUAUUGCACACUGCUAAUGAGGCAACCCCUUGUGAAGAAGCGGCCAAUGACAGAGCGAUUCAGGAUGACGGGCACGUACCUAGUCAAGACUUGACCAAGGUCGUCACGUUGCGUGUGCCUCACAACGCCGCGGUACAAGUAUACGACUAUCGCGCCAAACGGGCCAGAGUAGAGUUCGGUCCGACACUAGUCAUGUUGGCACCGGAUGAACAAUUUACACAGCUUAAUCUGAGUGCCGGAAAGCCGAAAGAACCGAAUAAAAUCAAGUCCUUGUUUCUGCUGCUUGGUCCGGAUUUCAGCACAGAUGUAAUUGUGGUAGAGACAGCCGAUCAUGCUCGUUUAUCGUUGAAAUUGUCUUACAACUGGCACUUCAAUGUCCCCAAGCCCUGCUCACAAUCCGAGGCAGCAAAGCUGUUUUCGGUGCCAGAUUUCGUAGGGGACCUCUGUAAGGCAAUGGCUUCCCGUGUUCGUGGCGCUGUGGCUGCAGUUCCGUUUGACGACUUUCACAAAAACUCCGCGCGCAUUGUUCGUGCCUCCGUGUUUGGCGCGAAUCAGAACGAACAGGCGCAACAGCACUUUAUAUUUCCACAAAAUAAUUUGCACAUUACAAGCAUUGAUAUCCAGUGUGUAGAGCCGUUGGAUGCGAAGGCAAGGGAAUCCCUUGAAAAGUCCGUCCAACUUGCCAUUGAAAUUCGUACCAAGUCUUUGGAAGCAACUGCCAAACACGAAGCUGACCGUUUGGAGCAAGAAACGCUUGGAGCACUGCAGCAACAGAAAAUUUUGGACGAAGCAGCUGUUGAAGAGGCUCGGAAAAAUUUGGUGGAGAUGAGGGUUCAGCUGGCCACGUUGCAGAGCACUGGUAAGGCCAAGGCCGAAGCGCAAAGCCAUGCUGAAGCAUCAAAGAUAACCGGGGAAGCUGCUAUCGAGAGUGCGAAGUUAAAAGCGAAGGCUAAAAUAAUUGAAACGGAUGGCGAACUUUACAGAACUGAGAAAAUGAAUGAAACAGAACUGAAGUAUCUGAGUGCGAAAAACGCUGUGAUGAUGGCUUUUCGGACUGAGGAGACGGAAAUUGAAGUGAAUCGGUUCACCUCAAUGGUAGAUGCCGUGGGUGCGGACACCAUAGCUUCCAUCGCAAAUGCCGGCGCCAAUCAAGCACAGAAACUUCUGGACUGUCUGGGGUUGGAGAGUUCUUUGAUCACUAACGGGAGACAGCCGGUAAACUUGCUGGCGACAGCUCAUGGGCUGAUUGGGCAACUGGACGGGCGUUAAAACGCAUGAUUUCUGACAUCGUGAAGCUUGCUUAACCAAAAAGCUGACCUGAUCUAGGUCCUUAUUGACAAACUUGUUGGAAACUUUUUUAAGUGACAUCUUGACUUGAUUUCAAAAU